Messenger RNA from Ruditapes philippinarum (Manila clam), 1017 nucleotides. Its product is annotated as regulation of nuclear pre-mRNA domain-containing protein 1A-like. Gene Ontology annotation, molecular function: RNA polymerase II complex binding. The record is from RefSeq and is a predicted model, not a curated record. Gene Ontology annotation, cellular component: RNA polymerase II, holoenzyme. The transcript is spliced from 6 exons. The coding region runs from base 49 to 1017 and encodes 322 amino acids. NCBI's taxonomy places the organism in Eukaryota, Metazoa, Mollusca, Bivalvia, Venerida, Veneridae. Gene Ontology annotation, biological process: mRNA 3'-end processing.
AACUUCCGCUUGGGAGAAGUCAUUACUCGAAUAAAAACGAAAACAAACAUGUCUUCAUUUUCGGACAGUAAUCUUGCAAAGAAAUUAAACGAAUUAAACGGAACACAGCAAAGUAUACAAACGCUUUCAUUGUGGCUAAUACAUCAUAGAAAACAUUCCAAGACAAUCGUUCAAGUUUGGCUCCGAGAGCUCAAAAAAGUAACUCCUCCAAGACGUUUGAUCUACAUUUAUCUUGCUAAUGAUGUCAUACAAAACAGUAAAAAGAAAGGACCAGAAUUCACAAAAGAUUUUGGAACAGUUAUGGGCGAGGCAUUUGCUACAGGCUACAGAGAAGCUGGAGAAAAGCAGAGAGGUUCUCUUGACAGAAUCCUCAACAUUUGGGAAGAUCGAGGCGUCUAUACUAAAGACUUUAUGAAGAAUCUCAGGCAGAAAAUAGCUGGAGGAGAAACAGCAGCUCAUAUAAAAGACGUGCUGAAAGAUGACAUACUAACGGCAUGGAAGGAAUCAAAUCCUAAAAAAGAGUCCACUCCAAGGAAGGAAGAAAAGCCGAGAAAAGAGGCUCCGCAGAAAGAGCUGACUCCAAAAGAAGUUAUCCCUCGUAAGAGAAGAAGAAAAGAUGAGCCUGAACAAUUAGCAUUGAAAGUGGAGUUAGAUUCAAUGAAGCAUGAUGAAUUAGGCACUUAUGAUACUGAAUCAUUAAUAAAGCGAUUAUCAGCAUUAGAGAACUCCGCCUCAUGUGAUGCAGCCAUACGGGAAAAGAUCGCCAAGUUACCUCCGGAGGUCUCAGAUAUAUCUCAGCUAGCUAAACUACAUGAUAAAGAUUCUGCCCGUCGUCUUUCAAACACGGUAGACAAUGCGUGUAUUCUACUGACAGAUUACAACAAACGGCUAGCCGAGGAGUUAGACGAGAGAAAGAGUGUUGCAAAAAUGUUACGGGCUUUCAUAAAUACACAAACUGAACAGCUUGGUCACGCUGAAAAACGACUACAGAUGGAGAUCUAUAGAAGGGUUAUUUAA